Oryza brachyantha (malo sina) is the source of this 1670-nucleotide messenger RNA. RefSeq names its product calumenin-like. Gene Ontology annotation, cellular component: endoplasmic reticulum. Gene Ontology annotation, molecular function: calcium ion binding. Bases 97 to 1281 code for a protein of 394 amino acids. The record is from RefSeq and is a predicted model, not a curated record. Lineage: Eukaryota; Viridiplantae; Streptophyta; Magnoliopsida; Poales; Poaceae. The transcript has 7 exons.
GGCCGACUCAGCAGCUUCCACGUCACCGCCCUUCCCCUCGCCAACCCAAAAACCACCGCAACCCUCGCCGCAACCCCACCUCCGAUCUCGCCGGCGAUGCCGCCGCCGCCCUCGCCGACGGCCGCCACGGCGGGGCGGAGGUCCCCAUUCCCCGUCCUCCUCAUCUACGUCGCGUUCGCGCUCUUCAUCCUGCUCCUCCUCACCUCCUACUCCCCACGCUCCCAGCCCCGCGGCGGCGGCCGCAGCCUCCACCGCCGCCUCAAGCUCCACCCCAGGAACCCCUCCCCCGGAGGCAGCGGGGAUCAGAGGCAGCAGAACCAGCAGAACCAGCAGCACCACGCGGCGUCGUUCGACCCGGAGAUCGCGGAGCUGGAGCGGCGGCUGGAGGACAAGGAGUGGGAGCGGGAGCACUACCGCAUCCUGCACGGCGAGGGCGGGGGAGGGGCGGACGAGCACAUGAAGGAGUGGGAGGAGUUCCUCAGGGAGGACGAUGACUUCAUCAACGACGACGACCGCUUCAACCUCGCCGACCGCAUCCGCGCGCUCUUCCCCAAGAUCGACCUCGCCCCGCAGGACGGGUUCGUCUCCCUCGACGAGCUCGCCAGGUGGAACCUCGAGCAGUCCAGGGCCGACCAGCUCCACCGCUCCGCUAGGGAGAUGGAGCUCUACAACAAGAAUGGUGACGGGAUGGUCUCCUACGGGGACUUCCGGGCUCAGCACGAUGAAUCCCAUGGGGAGGUUAAUUCGCUGGGGUUCCCAUGGUGGAAAGAGGAGCAUUUCAAUGCUUCGGAUGCAGACGGCGAUGGUUUGCUAAAUAAAGCUGAAUUUAAUGACUUCCUUAAUCCCAGCGAUUCAGAGAACCCCAAAAUUAUCAGCUUGCUCUGCAAACAAGAAAUAAGGCAGAGAGACAAGGAUGGUGAUGGAAAGCUAAACUUUGAAGAAUAUUUUCAUGGGCUACAUGACCAUAUACAUGGUUAUGAUGACGAGAACGCAUAUAUUUCCCUCAUUGGGAACACAACAGUAGCUAAGGAGCGGUUUGCCAAACUUGACAAAGACAACGAUGGGUUUGUUUCAGAUCAUGAACUAGAACCUGUUCUUGAUAAGCUCCAUCUUUCAGAACGUUAUUAUGCUAGACAACAAGCCAUCCAUGCUAUUUCAGAGGCUGACAAAGAUCAUGAUGGAAGGCUAACCUUGGAAGAGAUGAUUGAGAACCCGUAUGCAUUUUAUGGGAGUGUCUUCCUUAGUGACGACGAAGACGAUUUCCAUGAUGAAUUCCGCUGACACAUCUGCAGAUUGUUGGUGUUGCAAGAGCACAUCCCAUGGUGCUCGCAUCGAUCCAAGAUGUCUUGCUGAGUUAGCGAACCGCUUCCACCGUCAGACUGGAUAAUCUUGGAGCUGCUAGCCACACAAGGGGAAUUCCAGCUGGUUGGUACCCAAUGUUCUUUCUGUCAGGUGGAACGACAAGCUGUCUAUUGUUAGCAACCUUAGGUUACAUGCCAACUUGCCUGCCUUUAUUUAGGGUGAGCUGCUAACCUGACCUGACAUAUGUUUGUACCAUCUCUCCUCAUCAGUUCUGUAAAAUGCAAUGUGGAGUCUAAUAGAGCAAUGAUAGUAGAAUGGACAUGACCAAUGACCAGUGAGCUAAUUCCAUUCCUAUCUUCUUUUCCUAA